CGCUGUCACCCCGUGACCUCUCCGUUCCUCUUCUCGGCUGCCCGGCCUUUCCGUUGUCUUUUGGUGCCCCAGCCACAUUCUGGAGACGCUCCCCUGCACGGGCUCAGCACUCCGGGCGCUGGGUUCCCCUUUCCCGGGGCUCUCCCCUCAGCCGCUCUGAUUGGCCGCCCCGGGGCCACCCCCGCCGACAGGCAGGGUCCUCCCCCCGCCCCGCGGAAAGUUUCCUGUGUCCGGAAGAAGUUGGAGGUUUGGAGACUACGAGGCUGCGGGGCUCUGCGCGGCCAUGGAGGAGGCCCCUCUGCGAGAGGAGGAAGAGGAGGAAGAGGAAGAGGAGGGGGACGAGGCUGGGCCAGAGGGGGCUCUGGGCAAGAGCCCCUUCCAGCUGACCGCCGAGGACGUGUACGACAUCUCCUACGUGGUGGGCCGCGAGCUGAUGGCGCUGGGCAGUGAUCCUCGGGUCACACAGCUGCAGUUCAAAAUCGUCCGUGUCCUGGAGAUGCUGGAGACGCUGGUGAACGAGGGCAGCCUCACGGCGGAGGCGCUGAGAAUGGAGCGGGACAGCCUCCGGAAGGAGGUGGAGGGGCUGCGGGGACAGGGCUCCGCGGCCGGCCCGGAGGUAAACCUGGGACCCGACAAGAUGGUGGUUGACCUGAGAGACCCCAACCGCCCACGCUUCACCCUCCAGGAGCUGCGGGACGUGCUGCAGGAGCGCAACCAGCUCAAGUCCCAGCUGCUGCUGGCGCAGGAGGAGCUGCAGUGCUACAGGAGCGGCCUGAUUGCAGCGAGAGAAGGCCCAGGAAGAAGAAGGGAAAAGGAAACCCUGGUUGCGAGGGCCAGCGAUGAUGGCAGAAACAAGGAGGAGAAGACCAUCAUAAGGAAGCUGUUCUCUUUCCGGUCAGGGAAGCAGACAUAGAUCCAAGGCAGCGCUCCUCGGACUAGAGAACACGGCCAGGCCCCAGGAAGACUUCAGAACCGCUCAGUGCCACGCAGGCGCACCUACUUAUUCUCCUCGAAGGCGUCUGAGGAGGAACGAGGUGGGCUUCUCACAGUCACUGUCUCCCGCCUGGAGGCUUGGCCAGGGCAGGGGAGUGGCCUCGAGAAAGCAGAAGAAGGUGCAGCCACCUCUGCCCAGUCAGCCACCCCCCGCAGGGGCUCGGGGGUCUGCUCCUGGGGCCCCGCCCACGGCCUCCGCCCCUGGCCCCGGGGAGAAGGCUGAGAGCCUGGCACUGACCCUCCAGAGACCUUGCUGAUGUUUAGUGAGCAUCUGACUUGGCUCACAGGACUUUCUUUAU
This is a messenger RNA of Pteronotus mesoamericanus, 1292 nucleotides long. RefSeq names its product Rab interacting lysosomal protein like 2 (gene RILPL2). The record is from RefSeq and is a predicted model, not a curated record. The transcript is spliced from 4 exons. Gene Ontology annotation, molecular function: protein dimerization activity. The coding region runs from base 284 to 913 and encodes 209 amino acids. Lineage: Eukaryota; Metazoa; Chordata; Mammalia; Chiroptera; Mormoopidae.